Cucurbita moschata (crookneck pumpkin) is the source of this 405-nucleotide messenger RNA. RefSeq names its product plasma membrane ATPase-like. Gene Ontology annotation, biological process: proton transmembrane transport; regulation of intracellular pH. The record is from RefSeq and is a predicted model, not a curated record. Gene Ontology annotation, cellular component: plasma membrane. The transcript is spliced from 3 exons. Lineage: Eukaryota; Viridiplantae; Streptophyta; Magnoliopsida; Cucurbitales; Cucurbitaceae. Gene Ontology annotation, molecular function: P-type proton-exporting transporter activity. The coding region runs from base 1 to 405 and encodes 134 amino acids.
AUGCCCUGGUUACUUGCUAAUUAUUGCCUUCAUUGCCGCACAGUUGCCUCUCUAAUUGCGGUAUAUGCUGAAUGGGACUUUGCAAGGAUUAAAGGCAUUGGUUGGGGAUGGGCAGGAGCCAUCUGGGUAUACAGUAUUGUUACUUACUUCCCUCUUGAUAUUCUCAAAUUCACAAUCCGAUACGCCCUCAGCGGCAAGGCCUGGGACAACGUACUCGACAAUAAGACAGCCUUUACAACCAAGAAGGAUUACGGAAUAGGCGAAAGAGAAGCACAAUGGGCAACAGAACAACGGACGAUGCACGGCCUGCAGCCACCAGAAACCAUAUUUCAUGAGAGUAGCAGCCACGAGGAUCAUUCAGAGAUUGCUGAGCAAGCCAAGAAAAGAGCUGAAAUUGCAAGGUAA